Molecule: messenger RNA, 350 nt
Organism: Staurois parvus
Lineage: Eukaryota; Metazoa; Chordata; Amphibia; Anura; Ranidae
Source: the annotation of a GenBank genome assembly
GGAGAGACUCCGAGAAACCUGGUGGGGGCAGGGGUACAGGGCACAUCUCCUGACAGCGGCCUAACACUCCGGAACUCAGCACAGGGAUGGUGGGAACCCCUCAUAAUGGGCACGGCGGGGGUACAGACCCGGGAACUCAUCACAGGGAUGGUGGGAACCCCUUAUAAUGGGCACAGCGGGCGUACAGACUCGGGAACUCGGCACAGGGAUGGUGGGAACCCCUCAUAAUGGGCACAGCGGGCGUACAGACCCAGGAACUCAGCACAGGGAUGGUGGGAACCCCUCAUAAUGGGCACAGCGGGCGUACAGACCCGGGAACUCGGCACAGGGAUGGUGGGAACCCCUCAUAA